Messenger RNA from Adelges cooleyi (spruce gall adelgid), 1362 nucleotides. It is a transcript of the gene Rpp25, whose product is annotated as ribonuclease P protein subunit p25. Gene Ontology annotation, biological process: tRNA 5'-leader removal. The transcript is spliced from 5 exons. The record is from RefSeq and is a predicted model, not a curated record. Gene Ontology annotation, cellular component: ribonuclease MRP complex. NCBI's taxonomy places the organism in Eukaryota, Metazoa, Arthropoda, Insecta, Hemiptera, Adelgidae. Gene Ontology annotation, molecular function: RNA binding. Bases 253 to 762 code for a protein of 169 amino acids.
UGGUGGUGUUAUUGGCAAAUUUUGAAAUUUUGUUAAACCGCAUACAUUUUUAUUCACAAUUUCGUUUAAUGUUAUCUAUAACUUAUAAGUAUUAAGUACACAAGUUGAAUUUAUAAGUACUGAGUACAGUGUCAUUAUUUAAAUCUUAUUCGUUCAUUAGUUAUUCGAUUCAAAUUCUAUAAUUGAAAAUUUAUCAUUGCAAAGGAUCGACGUUGAUUGUGAUUAAAUGUAACUGCGUUUUCCAUAUAAGUGAUGGAACAUUCCAAACCGAAAUGUGUAUACCAAGAGGAGCGUUGGACACGAGCAAUGAUUACCAUUGACAAUCUACCGGACAACUUUGUUCAUUUGCAAGUCAACAACCAUUCCAAGAUCCGUAACAUGCUCGGAUUUGCUUUAAAAAGUUUCGAACACUCUGACCAUUUAGUGUGUAGUGCCAGCGGUCCGUCCGUCAACAAAGCCGUCACUUGUGCAGAAAUCAUGAAACGUCAAAUGCCCGAAUUAAGACAAGUUACCGGUAUUGGAUACAGAAACGUGAGAAUGAUCAAAGACGAGAUCGUUAACGGCGAAGUCACUCAAAGCAUCACAACCCGCCGAUUACCUUCCAUACACAUCCUAUUGUCAAAAAACCAUCUUCAUCCAGAAUUACCCGGGUAUCAAGGAGCCGACAAGAUAACCGAUCACGUCAACAGGCCACUUUCGCGUAAGACUUACGACAAGAGCGAAUAUCGUGGCACGAAGGAGAGCAGAAUCAAGGCUCUUUGAUCGACGUCGUUCCGUCCUCUUCAGUUCGACCACCUUGCAUAACCGCUUCGGGCAUGGGUACGAUUAAAUUUUCUUUGGCCAUCAAAUUGUACUUGAUGACAAACUUGGUGAACCGCUGGCACAAAUACGUCUCACUCUGUAACGUUGUAUAUAUUUUAAAAUAGAUAACAAUAUUAAUAAUUGUUGUUAUAUAUUAGAUUAGCAUUUAUCUAUUAAGUAUUCUUAUGUAUGUAUACUUUCAAUAAUAAUAACAUUUUUAUUGUUUUUUUUUUUUAAUUCUUUACCUCAAAUUUGUUGUAAACGUCUUGAUGGUGGUAGAACGCGUGCGAGAAUAUUCUGUACACGCGGCGGCAUACGGAUCCUAGUUUUGCCACCGACGAUUCUUUUAUGUUAACCCUACAUUUAAAAAAUAUAUAUAUAUUUAGUUAUUAAGAUAAAUUUAAAUUCUUGUUGAUUCAAAAAAAAAACACAUUAUAGUUGAUAAGAUUGAAAAAAAACAAAUAUGUCGUAGUAUAAGUUUCUUUUAUUUUACCUAUUCUAUAAGAAAAAAUAGGAUGAAAAAUUGGGACAAUUUUUCUGUUGUAAACUAUUUAUAUAUAA